AUGGUGGUUCAAGACAAUAAGUCCAACAGUUACGCGUCGCGUAGACAGAGCAAUAUCGUUGAUGAUUUUGAUGAUAGAUCACUGGAUAUGUGUCCGAUAUGUAAGACAGAUAAAUAUUUAUCACCAAAUAUGAAUUUCCUUAUUAAUCCUGAAUGUUAUCAUAGAAUAUGUGAAUCAUGUGUGGAUCGUAUAUUCUCAUUAGGUCCAGCACCUUGUCCAUAUGCCAAUUGUGGAAAAAUAUUGAGAAAGAAUAAGUUCAAACAACAGAUAUUUGAUAAUUUAUCAAUUGAAAGAGAGAUUGAUAUUAGAAAGAAAGUAGGUGCUAUUUAUAAUAAGACAGAAGAGGAUUUCAGUGAUUUAAAGGAAUAUAAUAAAUAUUUGGAAAUUAUAGAAGAUAUUAUUUUUAAAUUAAACAAUGGUAUAGAUCGAGACCAAACUGAAAUGGAAUUAUAUACUUAUGAACAAGAACAUAAAUUGGAGAUUUUGGAAAAGAAUAUCACAGAGAGUCAAAAGAAUGCUGAUGCUCAAAAAUAUAAAGAAGCCAUGGAAAGAUUAAGACAAGAGAAAUUAAGAUUUGAAAGAGAGCAUGAAAUCGAAGAUUUAGAAUAUCAACAGAAACAACAGCAAGAAUUAUUAGAUACUUUAACCAAUUCCAAUUCAACAAUAUCAGCUGAAGAGAUCAUCAAACAACAACAAUCCAAUGCAUUAAAGAGAGCAUCAUUACGUAAGAAGCAAUUGCAACAAGUUAACACACAAUUGGAACAGAAAUUUAAUCCAGUUUAUCAACAGAAAUUAUUAGAACAACAGUUGGCAAUAAGUAGGAUGCCAUUUACUCCAUUUCAAGGUGAUAGAGAUUUGAAUAAACUCUAUAAAUUGUUACCUAUACCCAAUGAAAUUGAUAAAUUAAUGGAUAUUGAGAAUCAUAUAAGUGAUAGUUAUAAUGAUCCAUAUUUGAAUAAAUUAGCUAAGAAUAAAGAAUAUUUGGGUGCCGGGUGGAGAUUAACGACUGUUUAUGAAAGAGCAUUGGAUGAAGCAUUUAUUGGAUUGGGCUGCAUAAUAGAGCAAGAAAAGCGUCAAACAACUGCUGUAUAG
Scheffersomyces coipomensis is the source of this 1092-nucleotide messenger RNA. RefSeq names its product TFIIH/NER complex subunit (gene TFB3). The record is from RefSeq and is a predicted model, not a curated record. Lineage: Eukaryota; Fungi; Ascomycota; Pichiomycetes; Serinales; Debaryomycetaceae. Bases 1 to 1092 code for a protein of 363 amino acids. Gene Ontology annotation, cellular component: transcription factor TFIIH holo complex. The transcript has a single exon. Gene Ontology annotation, molecular function: cyclin-dependent protein serine/threonine kinase activator activity. Gene Ontology annotation, biological process: regulation of transcription by RNA polymerase II; nucleotide-excision repair; positive regulation of cyclin-dependent protein serine/threonine kinase activity.